AUCGCCAACUAUACACAUCUAUCUCUCUUUCACCACCCCAACUUGUCUCCCAUUUCUUGAAUCUUUAUAUCCAAAUUUAUUCUUUCAUUGAUGUGGUUAAUAUCUCAGAAAUGGCAAUCGCAGCCGCCAUUAUUCUUCCUAUUGGUCUUCUCUUCCUUUUAUCUGGCCUCAUUGUCAACUUCAUUCAGGCACUUCUUUUCAUUCUAGUUCGACCCUGUUCGAAAAACAUAUACAGAAGAAUCAAUAAAGAAGUUACAGAAUUGUUAUGGUUGGAACUCAUAUGGCUUUUCGACUGGUGGGCAAAUGUUAAGGUUGAACUAUACACAGAUCAAGAAACUUUUGGGUUGAUGGGAAAAGAGCAUGCACUAGUAAUCUCCAACCAUAGAAGUGACAUUGACUGGCUUGUUGGAUGGGUUAUAGCUCAGAGAGUUGGUUGCCUCGGUAGCACAAUUGCGUUGGCAAAGAAAUCAAUAUCAUAUCUUCCUGUUUUGGGAUGGUCAAUGUGGUUUUCUGGUUAUAUCAGUCUCGAGAGAAGCUGGGCCAAGGAUGAAAACACCUUGAAGUCAGGAUUCCAACAGCUAAAUGAUUUCCACCAACCUUUUUGGUUGGCUGUUUUUGUAGAAGGGACUCGCUUUACGCACGCAAAGCUUUUAGCAGCCCAAGAAUAUGCUACUUCUGCAGGAUUACCUAUCCCAAGGAAUGUUUUGAUUCCUCGAACCAAGGGUUUUGUUGCAGCAGUAAGCCAUUUGCGUUCCUUUGUUCCAGCAAUCUAUAAUAUAACAUUUGCAAUUCCUAAAGAUAAGCCUCGACCGACAUUGCUAAGAAUGCUUAGAGGAUGUUCUUCUGUGGUCCACGUGCGUGUUGAACGCCGUUUGAUGCAUGAAUUACCAGAAGAUGAGAGUGGCAUUGCACAAUGGUGCAAAGAUGUUUUUGUUGUAAAGGAUACUUUGUUGGAACGACAUCUUGUUACGGGUACAUUUGGUGAUCAAGAAUGUCAAGAUAUCGGAAGACCGAAAAAGUCCUUAUUGGUUGUUAUCUGUUGGUCAUGUUUCCUUUUCUUCAGCGCCAUAAAAUUUUUCGAAUGGUGUCCAUUCUCUUGGGGAGGAGUUGUAUUCUGUGCAGUUUUCUUGGUCUUCGUCCUAGUCUUGAUGCAGAUUCUCAUUGUCUUUUCUAAGUCAGAAAAAUCUAUUGCUCCUAAAGUACCUCCGCGAAAUACAUUGGAGGAAAAUCUACUACCAGCAUGAUAAUAUGAUGAAAUUUAAGAUGGUUUAACUGGUUUAUAUAGGGGUAAUUUGAUCAUACAAAUUAGAGAGGAGGACUAAGAAGGGCUGGAAUUUUUACAAGAAAUUUUUGAAGAUCAAGAUUCAUUGAUUCUUUGGUGGCACUAACUUUCUCAUUUUUUUCUUUUGAUUUGCUGUUCAUGAUUUGGCUUAUGAAAUAUCAGCAAUAUGUUUAGGUUAAAUUUAGUAGUUUAUAAAAUUAUCCAAAUGUAUCUUACUUCGGAAACAACCCGUCUAUCUCUACAAGGUAGGAGUAAGGUCUGCGUACACGCUACCUUCCCGGAUCCCACUAGCUAUAUUGUUGUUGUUGUUGUUGUUAUAUGUGAAAAGUUGAUACAAUUGUUGUAUAAUUUAUUUGACAGAAAAAUAUAAGCUGAAGCUGGGAUACCACUGCUAUAUUAUAAAGUUUUA
Nicotiana attenuata is the source of this 1691-nucleotide messenger RNA. RefSeq names its product 1-acyl-sn-glycerol-3-phosphate acyltransferase PLS1-like. The coding region runs from base 111 to 1244 and encodes 377 amino acids. Gene Ontology annotation, molecular function: 1-acylglycerol-3-phosphate O-acyltransferase activity. The transcript is spliced from 11 exons. The record is from RefSeq and is a predicted model, not a curated record. Gene Ontology annotation, cellular component: endomembrane system. NCBI's taxonomy places the organism in Eukaryota, Viridiplantae, Streptophyta, Magnoliopsida, Solanales, Solanaceae.